UACCAAACUAAGAACUGAAUGCUAAUAAUAAUAAUAAUAAUAACAAGAAGAAGAAGAAGCAGCAGUCAGUAAACCAUCAUCAUUCUGCUGUUUGCUGUUUUCUGUUCUCUCUCUGCAGUCUGAGGUCACAUAAUUUACUGGAAACUCUGACUUCAGAGCUCCGUUAUCUGGGUGGAGUUCACCGAUUUUCAGCGCCGUUUUUCUCCCGUUUCUCUGUGAAGCUGAUCCUCACGGAUUAUUUUCUAAACUAGCAUUCAGGAAGCGACAUCAACUUGUGUUUGCUGAUUAAACUUUGGGGGGUUUUGUCAGUUAUUUCCACCAAACUACCAGAGGAUCAGAGGAGGAAGAAGACGGUAAAAUGUCUGCUGGAACAUCUGAGUUCUUCUGUCUGAUCUGUUUACUGGUCUGUUCCUGUACAGCUCAGACAAACAUCACAGCUGAUCUUGGACAGGAUGUCAUUCUACCAUGUACAGUUCCCAACAACAAGAUCACAGCUGCAGAGUGGAGAAGAUCUGAUCAGGAUCCAGAAUAUGUUCUGUUCUACAGAGAUGGACACUUAGAUCCAGACAGCCAGCAUCCAUCUUAUCAGAACCGGGUGGAUCUGCAGGACAAAGAGAUGAAGGAUGGAGAUGUUUCUCUGAUUCUGAAGAAUGUGACGAUGGAGGACAAUGGAACAUUCGAGUGUUGGGUUCAUCAGGGACGAAAGAAAGAACUCAUCAGCACCAUCAACCUGGAAGUUGUUGAACCAGGAGACCAGGAUGGAGAUACUGGAGAUGGAGGAAACAAGGAUGGAGUCCUGGUUAUCUUCAGUCCUCCGCUGGUCACAGCUGUGAUGUUUAUGUUUGUGAUUGGUCAUGUUGGUUCUGUGAUCUACCAUGAACGUCGUCCUCGUCAUUGAGAAGCAGAGAAUCUACCGACUGAACGGUUUGAA
Messenger RNA from Acanthochromis polyacanthus (spiny chromis), 931 nucleotides. RefSeq names its product ICOS ligand-like. The coding region runs from base 359 to 898 and encodes 179 amino acids. The transcript has 3 exons. The record is from RefSeq and is a predicted model, not a curated record. Lineage: Eukaryota; Metazoa; Chordata; Actinopteri; Pomacentridae. Gene Ontology annotation, biological process: negative regulation of T cell proliferation; T cell costimulation; positive regulation of T cell proliferation. Gene Ontology annotation, cellular component: external side of plasma membrane.